GACAAAUGAAAGGUAGAGAGAAGGGAGUUAGCUAUGGUAUAUAUACCACCACAAACCAACAUGAAGAAUCAUUGUAACUUGAGAAAGUAUAUCACACCUAAUUACAACACCUAGAUGGAUUGGUUUUAGGCAAGCUGUUCUGCAAGGGAGUUUAAGUGUGCACUGGAAGAGAGCGGAUCAUUUGCUAUAACAACAUCUGUUUUCCAGGAAGAAAGCUGAAGAACGCAUCACCACACAAGAAAAGAGAGCUUUUAAAACAGACAACAAACAUUAGUUAAGUUUUACAAGCAAGGUAUCUUCAGAAGUCAUCUUAAAUUAUUCUGUUUGCAGCAUUGCUAGUGAAUCAGGGACUGUAUCUUUCAGAAUCUUCACUUUCUAGUAAGAAGUUGAUCAGUAUCCAUAGCAACCAUGCAACUCAGAGAAGCAUCAUCAUCACUUCUCCUGUGUGCACUGGUCCUGAUUGCUACCAAGUUGACAGAUGCCUGCUCCUGUAUGCCUACUCAUUACCAAACACUAUUCUGCAGAGCUGAUGCUGUGAUCGAGGGAACGAUCAAGAGUACAUCAUUCAUAUACGGCGACAACGCAGUGACUGACAAUGAGAUCUAUGGUUCUUCAAUGGACUAUAGCUACACAGAUCUUCUUCCUCCAUUAGUUCUCCCUCGGUAUCCUCUCUUCGUUGUCUACAACCUGACUAUCAAAGAGGUCUUCAAAGGGGAAGAAGAAUUGGCAGGAAUCACUACCAUAUCAGUCUCUAGUGCAGCCAGCGGAGCUAUGUGUGGAGUGGCAGAUCUACAGGAUGGAGAAAGCUAUAUCUUGAGUGGUUUUCUAUGGGAUGGAGAGUUGAAUGUUGGCCUGUGUAGCAGUUGGGUUCAACCAGUAAAUGAUCUCUCAGCAUUCCAAAAGAGAGGACUCAAACGACUCUAUGCCAAGUCAUGUGAUGACUGUCGGAUUUGCUCAGCAAAGUACGACAAUGACUGUUUGCCUACUGAGGGGUGUAUGGGAUCUUAUACUUCACCUUGUGUCAGAAUGAACUCUGCAUGCAUCCGCAACAGCAAAGGUCACUGCUCUUGGAAAAACAGCAAAUACUCAAAGCUUUGCUGAGGACUUCAUCAUCACCAGAUAGUCAUCCACAAAAUAAACUAACUCAAGAAUUAAAUGAGAUGGAGAAAUGUUCUGUCUUGAAAAUCUAAUAGGGGGACUGAUGAAAUUUGUGAAAAUUAUUACUAAUACCAUUAAUCUUAUUGACCACUGACUUCUCCAAUUCCCAUAUAGACUUGAUACAGAGCUAAUCUGUUCUAUAAGGCAUCAAGUUAAAGAACAUGCAUUAAAGAAAAUAUUGGACUAAGUUCAGAGUGGGUCUAACAUCUACAUGUAAUUCACUCUAUGACACACCUUCUUACUAAUGGGGUGUAGCAAGAAACCUUCAGUUGAUCACAGGUCAAUUUAAGGUCCUAAAAUCAAUUAAAAGUCAUGUAUUCCAUUACAAAUUUACAAUUGAUUGAUGGUUUGCUUCAUGCAUUAACAAAUAUAAAAUGAAUUGCUUUAGUUAAUAUUUGUCUAUCACUUGUAAAUUUGCAUCUGAAAUUUGCAAAUAUCUUUUUGUAAUAACCCCGAAGUUGAAUGAUAAGUCAUUUGAUACAUUUGCCUAAUGUAUGUGACUAAUUCUUUGAUGUUUAAUUCUAGAUGCCAUUUUCAUUCUGAUGGAGAUGAUUUACAGCUCAAUUUUUUUUUAAAGAUUUGCAGAUGGUAAAGCAGUCUUCUUCUUCUGUCUUUAAUUUGACCUUACAAUAACCAAAACUGGUAUAUCUACCUUCUAUAUGAUAAAUUACUAUGAGAAACUUGUCAAUGUCAUCUUCAGAUUAUUAUGGCAUGAUUAACCUAGCAUGAGGGUUACAUAGAGGACACUGAGGUUGUUGAAUUUGGCUUAAUUUGGGUUGUGGGUUAGUAAAGCCUAACCCACAAGGGACUUAUCCAAGAUAUCCUACAUUUAUACAAAUUCAACCUUACUUCAAAAUGACAGAGUUUUUUAAUAAAAUUACUGAUGCAAAGUUGCAUAAAAAUUUACUAAGCAGUAAGGUUAUCAAGGAAAAAUUUAACCUAUCAAUUUAUUUAACUAUUGCAUUAACAGGCACUGAAUAGGGACUACCAACAUCCUGCAGGGAAUGAAUUUAAUGUGGAAUAAGAAGAAUUAAAGUUUGUCUUCCUUAUAUCUUUGUUCAAUUAUGGGGGUGUAGCAAGAAACUUUUUUUUGUAA
This is a messenger RNA of Lytechinus variegatus (green sea urchin), 2254 nucleotides long. RefSeq names its product metalloproteinase inhibitor 1-like. NCBI's taxonomy places the organism in Eukaryota, Metazoa, Echinodermata, Echinoidea, Temnopleuroida, Toxopneustidae. The transcript has 4 exons. Gene Ontology annotation, cellular component: extracellular matrix. Gene Ontology annotation, molecular function: metalloendopeptidase inhibitor activity; protease binding. The record is from RefSeq and is a predicted model, not a curated record. Gene Ontology annotation, biological process: negative regulation of endopeptidase activity; negative regulation of membrane protein ectodomain proteolysis. Bases 409 to 1101 code for a protein of 230 amino acids.